AUGGGUGGGCCUUACUUUGAGGACAAUUCUCACAUAUUUUUUUCUCAAGGAACGACAGAUCGUGGGAACGGUGGAAGUGAUGAGUAUAUUGAUAAAGCAUAUAGGGCUCCAAAAAAAAUACCUCCAAAGUAUGAAAAAGGAAAAGAGUCUGUACAGAAUGGGCGAAUCGAAAAAAAAAAAAAUGGCAAGCCUCGAUUUUAUAGCAAAAAACCAUUGCAGGAUGAGAAAAGAAGAAUUAUAGCGAAACAAAGUCUCGCUGCAAUAUCAUUCCAAGCAAAUGAUAAGUUGUUUAUGGAUGGUUUAGAUAUAACCCAAAGGCCUAUAACUGCGCCCGUUGUAGUUCCAGAGAAAUUGAAAAAUUGGGCUUCUACAAUUAUACAGAAUAACGGGAAGAAUGCUGUUAUAACGAAUGGCAAAAGGUCAUGGGAUGCAGAAUUUAUUGCAUCACCGAAUGGCCAUAGUCAAUAUUCUAGCGAUGAUAUAAGUACGCCUACCUCUUCACAAAAUUGGCAUUCAUAUGAUGAUAUCCCAAGCAUUGAGAAUCACCGCAGAGUACUGGAAUCUAGUUCAAAAUAUCCACAACUAUCUAUUGCCCAGCAGAUUCAGAUCGCAAAAUAUCUAGAUUCACAUGGCGAAUAUGCACCAUCGUAUAUGAUAAUUGAGAAGUUCAACCUGCAAAUAUCAGCAGCCCAUAUCCGCACGUUGACCAAUGGUGCUUGGCUUAAUGAUGAGGUCAUCAAUUUUUACGGUAAUCUCAUUAUCGAGCGAGCACAAAACAAUCCCGAUAUAUAUCCACCGGUUCAUGUUGUUAAUACAUUUUUCUAUACUAAACUAAUGCAAAGUGGAUUUGGUCACAAGGUUGUAGCGGGUUGGUUCAUACCACGACCAAAUAAAAAGAAAAAGGCACCUCCGCCAAAUAUCAUUAAUAAGGAUUAUAUGUUCAUACCUAUUAAUACGGGCGCACAUUGGACUUUAGCCGUGGUGAACUUCAGACUAUGUAGAUUCGAGUACUAUGACUCUCUUGGCUCAGGGUUUAACCCAGCUUUUAUUAUAGAACUAAAGGAAUUCUUUAUCUAUCUAGCCAAGCAAACCAAUAAUCAGCACUUCAAUUUUGCUACUUGGGAAACCUAUGAACCGAGGACGAAAACUCCGCAACAGAGGAAUUCAUAUGACUGUGGCGUGUUUGCAAUGAUGACGGCGGAACACAUAAGUCGGAAUGCACCUCUAUCAUUUACACAAUCAAAGAUGGGAUAUUUUAGAGCGAAAAUGAUAUAUGAAAUUAGCACAGGAGCUAUAAUGAAUGAAAAUGUAGAUGUUGUGGAUGAAGAUAGUUUUGAAGAAGAGGAGGAUGAAUCCGUCGAUGACGACGAAAUCUUACAAUCAUCAGCGGAAAAUUCACCAGGUGCAGAAGCCAUGCAAAUAGAUAUUGUUAAAUCAACAACAACACAUCAGGGAUCAUCU
Dentiscutata erythropus is the source of this 1461-nucleotide messenger RNA. The record is from the annotation of a GenBank genome assembly. NCBI's taxonomy places the organism in Eukaryota, Fungi, Glomeromycota, Glomeromycetes, Diversisporales, Gigasporaceae.